AGAGGUGUAAAGAGUGGAAGACACUCGGCGGUAAACAGCCGGAGUUUGAUCUGACAUCCGAGGGUUUGCUCACCUUGGUCGAGGGCAUAAACGAAGCAUAUGCGGUAGAGGUGUGUCGUUGACCGAAAAAGUGUCAUUGGAGGAAGAUCAAUUGUCAAGGAAUUGGUAAGGGACAUACUCAAUCCGCAACAUACAACCUACACUCCUCCAAAGGCAUUGGAUCUCCAAGUCACUGUUGAUAUGUCACCCCUGUCGAUGACACCCGCUUGAGCCUCAUCGUUCUCUCGGGCCCAGACAUCUGCCGUGAUCCACCAGCCGAAGCUUAGGCACCGUUGACUGGCAGGGAUGCUAGCUAUCACCACCACCACCACCACCACCACCACCACCACCAACCUGCUGGGUGGUGCUUGGUCAGGGGUAUAAGUGUUCGGGUCCCUCUCCCGACCUCGGAUGAGAGAUAUUCCCCCAAGUCGUUGGCCUUUAACUUGUCUCGUCCAGUUGCCUAUCACUCCGUCACCAGUCUACAAUACCCAUGAGAGUGGAGCGCUAGACUUAUUCGCCAACACUCCCUCCCGCCUUGUUCCUGUCGCUUAUUCUACUCCAGCCGCUGAUCGCCUACUAUGGCCGACACUCGAAAGCCAGCCGAAGCAGGCCCGGCAAGACACUCUCACGGCGCACCAUCAGCUUCGUUCCGUGCGUGUGCCCACCUUGUUUUGGAAUUAGCUCUACCCCUCUGUCGCUUGUCUUUCUGCCCCGUUGUCCCGUUCCCGAACACGAGCUUCGUCCUGACCCCCACUCAUCGCUCAUCUCACGGUUUGAAUUUCAUCGUCUAAUGGAUCACACAGCAACCCACAACUCGCCGCGGACGUGGUUUCUCACAUCCUCGCUAUCACCGCUAUGUAUACGGUUGAUCCGGUUAUUACUAGCACACGGUGACUACGUGGUGGCCUGUCUACCACCGGCAGAAAUCGAAAACGACGACAGAAGCGCCGAGUUCCGUGAGCUCAUCAACGAAUGCAAGAGCAACCGCAAAGACCGCGAAGGAUGGAAAGAUCGAAUCAGGGGUAUCCGGUGCGACGGCCGGGUAAUGGGGCAGAGUGGUGCUGCCAUAGCGGAAGCCGUCCAAGUCUUUGGCCGAAUUGAUAUCUUGCUAUGUUGCAAGUUUGAAGCUGUCAUCGGCACGGUAGAAGAACUCUCCACCACCCCCCGGACCCGCAACCUCGUCCGCGACCAGUUUGAAACCAUCUUCUUCUCCCAAGUCAACUUUAUCAAAGCCGCCCUCCCCCAGUUCCGCGCUCAGCACACAGGCCACAUCAUCAUUCUCACUAGCAUCGGCGGGCAUAUCGGUACCCCGGGCAUGUCGAUCUACACCGCCGCCACCUGGGCCCUCGAAGGCUACUGCGACUCCUUGGCCUACGAAAUCGCCCCCUUCAAUAUCAAGGUCACUGUUGUCCAACCCAACAAGGAGAUCCAAUCCCUCACCAACAAGAUCGUCUUCGCGCCUCAGCUACCGUACUAUGACUCUGAUGUGAACCCAGCACCGUCGGUGAGGGAGAUUUACGGGAAUAUGCUGAACGCCAACCCAGAGACGGCGAUUGAUCACCUCGUGGGAGCGGAGGAGAGGCCGGAUGAUAUACAAUAUCGAUAUCCUAAACUGCCGGCGGCGGCGUAUGACAAGCUGGUGAUGGAGACGGUGCAUGCCUUGACGGCCAUUGGGGGGCAUGAGAACCCGCCGGCGAGGCAUAUUGUUGGGUUUGACGGGGCGAUUGCUGUGAAGGAGAAGUUGAAGACGGUGACGGAGGAGUUGGAGGAUUUUGUGGAGGCGAGCGUGGCGGUGGAUAUUUUUGAUAGUGAACUGAAGAAGGAGGCGAGGCAGGGGGGGGGAGAUAGGGAGGAGGGAGGGGGUGGGCAGGGGAGGUAUAUGAGCGAGGAUGUGCAGAUAGGGAUAAUGUGA
Molecule: messenger RNA, 1954 nt
Organism: Podospora pseudopauciseta
Lineage: Eukaryota; Fungi; Ascomycota; Sordariomycetes; Sordariales; Podosporaceae
Exons: 2
Coding region: 833-1954 (373 amino acids)
Source: RefSeq, a predicted model, not a curated record